CUGCUUCAAUUGCAAUCAACGAGCAACGAGCGAAUUGCAACGAGCAGGCGAAAAAUCACAAAAAGCGGAAAAUCACAACAAUCGUGGGUGCAAACGGAACGGAAACGGCGAGGCAACGGAAAGUGCCCGGAAAUCGGAUGGCCCGGCAGUGAAAGCCCGUAAACCAGAGGCGCACUUGGCGCGUUUCGAGGGGAAAGGCGCGUUAGCGUUGCGUUCUUUUCCAAACCAAUUCGAUUCCAAAACCAAAACCAAUCCAAUCCCCACACACACACACACGCACACAGCAACCCAUACACACAUAUAGUGAAACGAGUGAAAGUGCAUCUACAUCUGUGAUUUCGUAUAUAAUAAUGCGUCGCGCAUACGCGGAAUUGGCCAGCAGAAGCACCAAAGACUAGCAAGUGAUCCAAUCGCAAUCCCAAUCCGAUUUGGUCCGGUCCGGGGAUUGAGUUGGUCGGUUGGCCAACCCAACAGCCCCCCAACCCCCCGCCGAUCACGAUGGCCGAUCAGGUGGCGCACACCAAAGAAACGGAUGCGGAGGAGCCGCUGGUGAAUGGCGAACUGCCAUGUGAGGUGUCGCCCUCCUGCUGCCAUGUGAUGUCCGCCCUGGACGGGGAUAUGGAUGUGGAUGUGGAGGCCACAUCCUCCUCCUACUGCUCCGCCGAUGCUGCCGCCGCCGCCACCGCCACUUCCCAGCUGAAUCCGUCGCCACCGCCUGCUGUCCAGCAGCACGCGAAGCCGGCGCGGAGCAGCUCGCCGCCCUGCCAUCUCCUGGAGCGGCUCAACUUUCCCGAGGGCAACAUCAUCAACACGCUGCACACGAUCCUCGCCCUGCCGCCCUUCGAUCCCUACGCCCCCGCCCCCAAGGCGGAGACGGUCUACAAGGAGGUCGUCUCCCUGAUGCAGUGGAGCCAGCGGGAGGACAACGCCAUCGAGCUGGAGCUCAGCGACAAGCUGCUCCACGAGUGCGAGCACACGGGCGGCGGCGAUCCCAACGACGAGACGCGUUCAUAUUUGAUGGCCAUUGAGAACAUGCGUCUGUUCUCGGAGGAUCCAAAGAAUCCGCUGCGUGAUGCCGACGGGCAGCUGCGUGCAAUUACGCUAUAUUUCCAGAAUCUUGCCUUCAUAUUUGUGAAACACCGGAAGGAGGAGUUCUUCACGUUUUGUUCCUGCAAGGAAUGUCUCGAAUACCGCGAAACCAUCAUGGCUAUUAUGAUGGAUCAAUUUAAGGCUGCGCACAUGGUGGUCAUGUUGCUGGACGUACUGAUCAAAGCCUACAGUCCCAUGCUGAAAAACGAUGCUGCCUACAAUAAGUUUGAGAAGCUGCUUGAAUGCAACAAGGAGAUCUAUUGGAUUACAAGCGGCUACCUCUACGAUAAGAAUGCCGAAUAUCUUGAUUUUAUUGAUGAUACUGCGAUCUCCGAUAAUAUGAUAUUAGUGCUAUUCAGCGCCAUCUUGAUGGCCAACAAUCCCAUGCUGCUGCUACAAAUACUCGCCUAUAAUGUGGAAUGCAUUGUGAAGGCAUUCUCAGAGGGCAUGAUCGAAAUUGCCCAGAAUAUACAGGAGAACGAGAAAAUUUCCGCAGAAAGGAUGCUGACAUACAUUCUUGAUGGCUACUCCGAUCUGAAUUGCAUCUCGCAGAAGAUCUCCCUCAGCCUGUUUGCGUUUGAGAACGACUUUCUGCGCAAGUUCAAGCUUUCGUGGGUGCUGCUGUGCCAGCGUCUGUUCCAGCAGCACGUGUUCACGCCCCUGGGGGACACCAUGCUGGCCUGCAUCCUGUCGCUGAAGGAGGCGGCCCCGUCGGCCCAGACGACGGCGCUGAUCAAGCGGUACAUGCUGUUCGACGAACACAUGCACUCCAUCGAGCGCCGCUGGACAGACAUCUGGAUCGAGCUGAACAAGUUUAACUUGUCGCCCACGGAGCACGAGCGCCGGAUGGGCCUGCUGGAUGUGUACAACAUAUUCGACAAGGUCGUCCUGGACGCCACCUCGUUCUCGCUGCCGGACAUCAGCGACGAUGAGUUCAUCGACUUCCAGCGCAUCGUGGAUCGCCAGCUGGCCUGGAAGAACAUCAUGGCCUUCACGAAGCUGAAGUGGCCGGACGGCUUCUACGAUCCGCCCAAUAAGCUGGUGCACGAGGAUCUCUGCAAGAAGUGCAAUUCAUUGCUCGAGCACCAUAACGAGGACUGUAAAUGCAUCACUUGCUCCAUCGCCGGAACUCCAUUGCGACCGCGGCAAGCGGGCCAUUGUGCCAAGUGCACAACGCUCGGCAUUGUCGAGAAGGAUCCGAAGCUGAUGAAGUCCAAGAUCCUCAGCACCUGCACCAGCGACGAGGCUAAGCACAAUGCGGCUACGGCGGCAAUGGCGAUGACGGCCAGUACGAGCUCCUCGGCCGCCCACCAGCAGCAGCGUCGCACCAGCGAUCUCCCGGAGGAUGAGUCACCAACCGGAAGCGGCGGCAGCAGCAACAGCGGAUCGGUGUUCCGGCGGCAGGCGGAGCCGACGGACACCCUGCGCACCACAUAUCACAUCGCAUGGGCGGUGUUCCAGCACCUGACCACCAGGAAGCGCUACCGCCACGACUCGAUCGAGGCGCAGUUCUUCUGCGGCGAGAACUGUCGGGUAUCCGCCUGCCAGCUGGCCAGGAAGAUCCUGGCCAACCAGCUGUCGCCGCCGCUGACCAAGUAUCUGCUGCGCUGCUUCCAGCCGCUGUCCUUCACGCGGGAGGAGCUGCGCUCCACGCUGCCCUCGCUGAUGUUCUUCAACCGGAAGCUGGCCCCCACUCCUGCCGAGCUGCAGGAGCUGAGGAACCAGCACUACGUGUACAAAACCUACUGGACUUUCGUCCUCUCCAUCUACGCCAACUUCUUUGUCAAGUUCAACUCCAGCAGCACGGAUUUCGACCACCUGGAGCUGCUCAAGGGGGAUCUGCGCCUGCGGCUGAACAGUGUUGUUGGCGACAAGGACGAUGGCCGGUUCGAGCAGUUUCUGGCCCAGGUUAUUGGAUAUUCACCUUUUAAAAUCACUGAUGAUUUUACGCUGGGUGAUGCCAACAUAGAAAAGAUGCAAUUUGGAGUGGAUCAGCUCAUGAUGUUGCAUGAUUCUCAGAUAAUAAAACGUACUAAGCCAGAUAGCACUACCGGCUUAUCGGGUGCCAAAUCCAAGGGAGGCGAUUCCAACUUGUCGCAAUCCGGUGGCCGCAAUGGCGAUGCGGGAGGCAGCAAGAAGAGCAAGGAGAAGAUGCGCAAAUGCUGUGCUGACUAUGCGGACAUUGGGGAGCCCUGCAAGGAGAAUCACUCAAAGAAACGCGUCAAAAAGGAGUGCAAUCAUGCGCGCUUCAACGAGACGCGGGAUCGACUGCGCAAGAAGCUCUCCCAGAUUGUCAACGAUCGCAAGACCAAGUCCACGGAGGAGGCCACGCCAUCAAAGGCCAAGUCCGCAGUGCCGGAGCCAGUUGUUGUGCCAGCGCCGGCAGCCAUCCCACCGAAGCGGCCGCCCAAGGCCGAAUCCCUGCCGCCCAACCAGCCACCCACCCUGAAAGAGUUCGCCUCGGCGGCGGCCGCAGCGGCAGCUUUCACCGAGAUUGGCGAGGCGUUGGAGCAGGAGGGCGCCAACAGUCUGCUGCGCCUGAACAGCCUCUGCAAGCGUCUCCAGAUGCACACGGAUACCACGGACGCCGGGGUGGCGGGAGCUGCCGCAGGAUCGGCCGCUGCGGUGGCCGCUUUCAAACGCGGCUUUCCGGCCGGCUUCAGCAAGGAGGGCAUGAUGCAGGACUUUGUCGCGUUCCUGGGCACCUACAGGCAGCAGGACAGCCAACAAGAUCAGCAGCGCUGGAUCAACGAGACGCUCAACUUCAUCGAGGGCAAGUCGCAGCAGCCGCAGACCUCCAACCCAAAGAAGGCGGCCAAGAAGGCCAAGCAGAAGAUGCGCAAGGAGGAGGAGAAGCGCAUCAAGGAGCUGGAGGAUUUGCGCGGCCACUUUCUAGACAUCUACUUCAAGGAGUUCAUCGACAAGUACGAGAUGAAGGCACUGACGGCCGCGGGCGGCCGAAAAAGAGAGAAGAAGCGCAUCGGAGAGCUGGAAGCGAACAUCAAAAACCUGCAGCGGGCCAAGGCGAAGGUGGAGACGGUAAUCCUCGAGCUCAUUGCCACCGUCAAGCAGUCGAACAGCGAGUUCAAGUUCUCCUACCUGCCCACCAAGCAGCAGCAGCUGGCCAAGAUGGCCCAGCUGGAGGAGAUCCUCAACGGGGGCUCGCCAAUGGUGGCCACUGCCGAAACUGCUGGCCCACCGCCACCUGUGCUGCAGUACCCCCAGUUCAGCAGCACCAGCAGCACCAGCAGCACCUCCUUCUAUUCAGCUACAGUUCCGGCUCCAGCUGCAGUUCUGGGUCAGCAGAACAUGCCCGUAUGUUUUGCCCCGCCCCAGCAGUCACAGCAUCCGCCGCAACUCUCACGGGAUGUGAUUGCCGCCAUGGCGACCAACUCCAUCACUGCCGAUCCCUCUAAGCGCAUUGUGACCAUACGCCGGGUGCAGCUGCCCCAUCCGGGCGCCGAGCAGCAGGUGACCGUGGUGGCCAAGGGCAGUGCUCCGCACGAGGACAAGCUGCUCUACACCUUUGUCAACGGGCACAUGGUGGCUUCGGCCCCGUCCCAGCCGGAAGAACCCACCCCUCCGCCCGUCGCAGCUCCGGCUUCAGCACCGGAAAAGAGCGCCAAGGCCAAGAAGAAAGAGGCUAAGCGAGCUGCAGCGGCAGCAGCAGCAGCAGCAGCAGCGGCGGCAGCAGCAGCGGCGGCAGCAGCAGCGGCGGCGGCGGAACAGGAGGCCAAGCUGAAGAGCAAGAAGCAGGCGAAGAAAACCGCUGUGGCGGUGGCCACCGCCUCCAGUUCCACCGCGAGCAGCAACUCCUCCAAGUCGCAGACGCCGCAGAGCACGCGCGAGAGCUCGGUGUGCAGUGUGAAGCCAAAGGCUGCACACAAGAAACCGGCUGCCAAGCCGUUGCCGCCCAAGGUUGUGGAGGUGGCGCCAGUGCCAGUGCCAGUGCCAGAGCCUGAUCCAGAGCCUCCCAAGAGGCAGAAGCGGCUCAAGUCGCGACUGGAUCCCGGCCAGCUGGACAACAAUCCCUUCAAGUCGCUGCACAUGCAAGAUUCGUCGGAGGGCGAGUGGGAAACAGGCAGCGAGUCCGAGGAUGGGGCAGAAGUGCCAGCACCACCGCCACAGCCCAUCAGACAGCAGCCCAACAAACUGCCAGCUGCUCCAGUGGCCAAGCCAGUUGCUCCUCCAGUGGUCACCAAACCGAAGCCAGCUGCUCCUGCUCCAGCUCCAGCUGCCGCGCCUGCCAAGAAGGUGAGGCAACAGGAGGCGCCGCAAAAGCAGCAGGCCUCGCAACCAGCGAAGGUUCAGGCCCAGGCAAGAGGCAAGGCCGCCACUCCCGCCGCUGGCAAGUCCAAUCCCCAACAGCAGCAGCAGCAGUCGUCGUAUCAGCAGGAGAAGGCGCCGCCUGCCAAGAGCCAGCCUCAGCGGCCAGCGGAAUCCGCGCGAAAGCAGAAGCAGACUCCUGGAAAUCCCGAAUCCAAUCGCAGUGCCCAGAGCCAGCCGCCUCAGCAGGCGCACCAGCAGUCGCGUGGUGGCCGGGGAAAUGGUCGGACGAAGCCCUCAACUGGUGGCCAACAGCAGCAGCAGCAGCAGCCGCAGGUUCAGCAGCACUCCAAUGCUCAUCCCGUCGAGGCAAGUGCUCCUUCGAAGAGAUCGCAGCGCGGCAAGCGCGGACAUCGCCAGAAGCAGGAGGAUCUCUCCGGCAUUCCACACAACAUGGGCUAUUUCAACCCCAACGAAGUGGCCAUACCUCCGCCGCAGACAGGCAGCUACGCCAGCACCCUGGCCCAGCAGAUGCAGCACCUGCGCAUCGGCCAGUCGGGCGGCAGUGGCAGCUCGAAGCAGCCAUCGCAGUCGCCCAACUGCAGCAUCAUGGACCAGCUGAACCGCGGCGUCCAAGUGGAGCAUCUCUCACUGCCGCCCGGCAUCACGCUCACCAAGGUGGACCCGGCCAAGAGCGAGCAGCUGCGCCAGAAGAGCGAGUCCAUCCGGCUGCUGUCCAAACCGCUUUCCGAGCACCAGCAGCAGCAUCAGCAGCAGCAUCAGCAGCAGCCGCAGCAGCAUCACUUCCAGCAGCAGUCGCACCUCCUGGCCGGCUAUUAUGGAGCAGCUGGGGCCGCGGGCAUGGAUCCCAAUGGCGUGAUCAUGGUGGAGGCCAAUCCGCGACCAAUUCGCAACAGCCAGGCUCCAGCGGCACCGCCAAAUGUGGCUGCAGCGGCAUCGGCGGCCAGUGCCAGUGGUAAGUCCUCGAGGCGACGGCGUCGCAAUCGUGGCAAGUCCGGUGGUGGUGGUGGAAGCGGCGGUAAUAAUGGCAGUUCCGGAGCGGCCAACAAGCAGCGAUCGGGCGGAGGAGCCUCAGGAUCGGGAGCAGGGGAUGGCCUUAAAACAACAUCCUCGCAAGCCGCUGCAGCCACCAUAGAAACCAAUGCCAGCGGCAACAUUAUCACGCUGCGUAAUCCCAUGUUCCACCAAGGCAACGGGCCAGUGGCCGGCGGUGGCAUGAUGCCACCGAAUCCCAAUCCAAUGCCGCCAGUGCGAAACUUUGGCACUGGUAUGCCAGUUGCUUCGCCAAUGCCCAUGGAUCAGCCUGCCGCCAUCAUUAAGAACGAGAACGGCAUGUUCACCAUACGCAAUCCGGCGCUGCAUCAGGCGGUUACGAAUGGCCUGGCCAUGGGCGGCUACCGGCAGUUUGGCGGCAACGUCAACUACUACACGCCCCAGGAAGCGGUGGCCGAGGCGGCACGGGCCACGCAGCAGAAGCAGCAACAGCAGCAGCAUCAGCAACAGGCCACUACAGCCACUGUUGGCCAGGUUAGCAGCGGCAGCGGUAGCAACAGCGGCAGCGGGAACACCAACAACUUCUCCUACUUCUCCAGUGGAGCGGCCAGCAGUGGCAGCAGCAAUGGCGGCAACGGGACGCACAACAAUAUCAGUAUUAGCUGCACCAACGUGCCACCUAGCAGCACCGAAAGUGGAGGCAACAGUCCCGGCCGACUGGUCGGCGAUGCGGCGGUGAUUGCCCGUCCCAAGCAGUCGCAGAAGUGUCUCUCGGCCAUCGGCAGCGAGCUGAAACAAAAGGCCAAGGACAGCAAAUGGCCGAGCUUUGGCCAGCAGCAUCAGCAGCAGCAGCCGUCGUCGGAGUACAAUUCUGGGCCAGGAACAGGCGGAGGCGUUCCGUUGCAGGAGAAGUACCAGCAGUCGAGCUACUACAACGGCUUCGAGGUGUUCUCAGCGGCAGCGGCAGCCGCUUCCCAGGCUCCUGGCGGCGGCGUCGGCGGAGGCAGCGGCGGCGGAUCGAGCGAAUGCCACAUGCACCACAACUGUGGCGACGACUCGCCGCCGCCCACCAUCACCGGUUUCAAUUCCUACCUGGAGGGCAUACCCAACACCGGGGUCAUUCGCUACGACGACGCCGCCUUCCUCAAGAACUUGAUACCGGGCCAGCAUCUCAACAACGAGGUCUCCAUACACAAUAUUUCGGAGUCCAACUUCACGCGCAACAACGCGUCGCCAUCGCCGCACCAUGUCGAGAUUACCAGCGUGUUUGGCAGCCGAGUGCGCUCCACGAACGCCUAUGAUCCACAACAGCAGCAGCAGCAGCAGCAGCAGGCGGGCGUCGGUCCAGGUGCCAACUACUGCGACAACGUGGCCGCCGACUACGGCAGUGAUUCCCACCUCUUUGUGCAGAACAAUCUGCUGACGCGAAUGCCGCAGCCGGCGGCUCCUCCGCCGGAUCCCUUUGGCUACGAUUUCGAUCCCUCGGUGGUGCCGGUGGGAGGAUCGAAGGCGGCCAGCGUGGCCAGCGACCUGAACGAAUUCCUGCGCCGCAGUCCGCUCAGCCAGCGAACCUCGCCGUACAGUCCGGACGAGAGUGCCGCCGCCCUGGAGACGUUCGUCCAGAACAUGAGUGCGCUGCAGAUCGCGAGCGAUGCCGAGCAGUGCUCGCGGCUCAACGGGACAGGAGGGCCGGGCGAUGCUCCCGCGGCGGAUGCCACCGCCGGAGGAGCCGCCAAUGCGGCCGCCGCCUGGUGGUGAGCCACAUGACAAGAGGCGAUGCUGCAUCUCCAUGGCCAGCAGAUCGAUGCGAAACUCCUCCCUCACAUUCAUCCCGCUCUCCACAAACGCAGACAUUUCAUCGAUAGGGCUGAAAAACGAUAUAUGAAAACCAGAAAAACAAAAAAAAACGAAACAUAAAAUUACAAAAAACAGAAAACAGAAAACGCAUCCAAGGAAUCAUUUAAAAUGGCUUAGGAGUCAAUUUCAAUGUUUCAACAAAAAAGAGAAAAAUAAAGAAAAAAUUAACUUAAAUGGAACUU
This is a messenger RNA of Drosophila gunungcola (fruit fly), 8408 nucleotides long. RefSeq lists its product as uncharacterized. Bases 499 to 8127 code for a protein of 2542 amino acids. Lineage: Eukaryota; Metazoa; Arthropoda; Insecta; Diptera; Drosophilidae. The record is from RefSeq and is a predicted model, not a curated record. The transcript is spliced from 15 exons.